AUGUCUGGCUACCAGGGCGGUCAUCACGACCAGUACGACCAGGGCUACGCCCAGGCCGGACACGGUGAUGGAUAUUAUCAAGACGAUCAGUACUAUGACAAUGGCCAAGGCGACCAUGGUGCACACGGCGACCAUGGUGCCCAAGGAGCCCAAGGCGACGGUUACUAUGAUGAAUCUGGAUAUUACCACGCCGAUGCCAACAAUCCGUACCAUCAAGAUGGGGGCUACUACGAUGGCCAUGAUCAGUAUCAAGAUGACUACUACAAUAAUAAUCAAGGGUAUUAUGAUGGCGAAUACAACCAGGGAUAUGCUCAAGGUGGCCGCCACCCAUCUGAAGAAGAGUCUGAGACGUUCAGCGACUUCACGAUGAGAUCCGACAUGGCUCGCGCUGCGGAAAUGGAUUAUUAUGGUCGUGGUGAUGAGCAAUAUAAUGGAUAUGGAGAUGGUGGACGUGGCUAUCGCCCGCCAUCUUCGCAGAUGUCGUACGGCGGUAAUAGGUCCUCCGGUGCUUCGACCCCAAAUUACGGUAUGGAGUAUGGUAACGGCCUACCGAGCCAGCGCUCCAAAGAGCCGUAUCCCGCUUGGACAUCUGACGCUCAAAUUCCACUUUCGAAGGAAGAGAUUGAGGAUAUUUUUCUCGACCUCACCUCAAAAUUCGGAUUUCAACGCGACAGCAUGCGCAACAUGUACGAUCAUCUCAUGACGCUUCUGGACUCGAGAGCUUCCCGCAUGACACCCAAUCAGGCGCUCCUGUCCCUCCACGCUGACUAUGUCGGAGGUGAUAAUGCCAAUUACCGCAAAUGGUAUUUCGCUGCUCAUCUUGACCUGGAUGAUGCUGUGGGCUUUGCCAAUGCCUCCACCAAGAACAGAAAGCGCAAAGCCAAGAAGGGCAAAAAGAAGGGUGCCGAUGCUGGGAACGAAGCCGAAACUCUUCAAGAACUCGAGGGCGAUGACAGUCUUGAGGCCGCGGAGUAUCGCUGGAAGACGCGCAUGAACCGCAUGUCUCAGUAUGACCGUGUUCGCCAAAUUGCCCUUUACUUGCUCUGCUGGGGGGAGGCCAAUCAGGUUCGCUUUAUGCCUGAAUGUCUCUGCUUUAUUUUCAAAUGCGCGGACGACUAUCUCAAUUCUCCAGCCUGCCAGGCGCUCGUUGAGCCUGUUGAGGAAUUUACCUUCCUAAACAACGUUAUCACGCCCUUGUAUCAAUACUGUCGCGAUCAAGGAUAUGAGAUUCUCAACGGCGUCUAUGUUCGCCGUGAACGCGACCACAAGCAUAUUAUUGGCUACGAUGACUGCAACCAGUUGUUUUGGUACCCCGAAGGUAUUGAGCGCAUCGUUCUCGAGGACAAAAGUAAACUCGUUGACUUGCCUCCUGCUGAACGUUACCUCAAGCUAAAGGAGGUAAACUGGAAGAAGUGCUUUUUCAAAACCUACAAAGAAUCGCGCUCGUGGUUUCAUUUGUUACUCAACUUCAACCGUAUUUGGGUCAUUCAUUUGACCAUGUUCUGGUUCUACACUUCCCACAACGCGCCAUCGCUUAUUACCUACCAGUAUGAGCAGCAGAAGGACAACCAACCACCCGCCUCGAAGCAAUUCUCUAUUGUCGGCUUUGGUGGCGCCAUCGCGUCACUGAUUCAAAUUUUCGCGACGUUGGCUGAAUGGGUGUACGUUCCACGCCGCUGGGCCGGGGCACAGCAUCUCACGAAGCGAUUGCUAUUUUUGAUUGUCAUCCUCGUCCUCAAUGUUGCACCAGGUGUUAAAGUCUUCAUGUUUCAUGGCAAUGGCAAGGCUACAAACGCGGACCAGAGGAACAAGGACACUCCUAUCGAUAAAGCUAUAGGCAUCGUCCACUUUGUUAUUGCUGUCUUCACGUUUCUUUUCUUCUCGGUUAUGCCUCUUGGAGGCCUUUUUGGCAGCUAUCUGACCAAGAAGUCCCGGCGAUACGUGGCAAGCCAGACUUUUACAGCCAGUUACCCUCGCCUAACUGGCAACGACAUGGCCAUGUCCUUUGGCUUGUGGCUCACUGUCUUUGGCGCAAAGUUCGGCGAAUCCUACGUAUAUCUCACUCUCUCGUUCCGUGAUCCAAUUCGAUACCUCUCGAUCAUGAAGAUUGACUGUUUGGGCGAUAAAAUGUUCGGAAACACAGCGGAAACGCAGCAAAUACUGUGCAAGCACCAGCCUACUAUUGUUCUCAUUCUCAUGACCUUCACCGAUUUGAUUUUCUUCUUCCUGGACACAUAUCUCUUCUAUGUCAUCUUGAACACCGUCUUCUCCAUUGCACGCUCAUUCUACAUUGGUUCAUCGAUCUGGACUCCGUGGCGCAACAUCUUUUCAAGACUUCCAAAGCGUAUCUAUUCUAAGGUACUCGCAACGACUGACAUGGAGAUCAAAUACAAACCCAAAGUCCUGAUCUCCCAAGUCUGGAAUGCUAUCGUCAUCUCGAUGUAUCGAGAGCACUUGCUUGCAAUAGAUCAUGUGCAAAAGCUGUUGUAUCAUCAGGUGCCCUCUGAACAGGAGGGCAAACGGACACUUCGCGCCCCAACGUUCUUCGUUUCCCAGGAAGACCACUCCUUCAAGACAGAAUUCUUCCCGAGCCACAGCGAAGCUGAACGUCGCAUAUCAUUCUUCGCCCAGUCUCUGUCGACGCCAAUUCCCGAGCCUGUACCUGUCGACAACAUGCCCACGUUUACGGUUAUGAUUCCUCACUACAGUGAGAAGAUUCUUCUCUCCCUGCGGGAAAUCAUCCGUGAAGACGAACCUUACUCCCGUGUGACCCUCUUGGAAUACCUGAAGCAGCUACAUCCUCAUGAAUGGGAAUGCUUUGUCAAGGAUACAAAGAUUCUAGCGGAUGAGACAGCUCAGAUGAAUGGUGAACCGGAGAAGAGCGAAAAAGACACGGCGAAGAGUAAAAUCGACGAUCUGCCAUUCUAUUGCAUCGGCUUCAAGUCCUCAGCCCCCGAAUACACCCUCCGCACUCGUAUUUGGGCAUCAUUGCGAUCCCAAACGCUCUAUCGUACGGUCUCCGGCUUUAUGAAUUACAGCCGUGCUAUCAAACUCCUCUAUCGUGUUGAGAACCCGGAGGUUGUUCAGAUGUUCGGCGGAAAUUCGGAAAAGCUAGAGCGAGAACUGGAGAGAAUGGCUCGGCGCAAGUUCAAACUGGUCGUUUCCAUGCAACGCUACUCUAAGUUCAAGAAGGAAGAGAUGGAGAAUGCGGAAUUUCUUCUUCGCGCUUACCCAGAUCUUCAAAUUGCCUACCUUGAUGAAGAGCCUCCACUCGCAGAAGGCGAGGAACCUCGUCUCUACUCGGCACUGAUCGACGGUCAUUCGGAACUAAUGGAGAACGGUAUGAGGCGUCCCAAGUUCCGCGUUCAGCUCUCUGGCAACCCGGUUUUGGGCGAUGGCAAAUCUGACAAUCAAAAUCACGCAAUCAUCUUCUACCGUGGUGAAUACAUUCAACUUAUUGACGCCAAUCAAGACAAUUACCUGGAAGAAUGCCUAAAGAUUCGCAGUGUUCUUGCAGAGUUCGAGGAGAUGAAGCCGGAUAACCAAUCGCCCUACACACCUGGAGUGCAGAACGAUGUCCACACACCCGUUGCUAUUCUCGGUGCUCGUGAAUAUAUCUUCUCGGAGAAUAUUGGUAUUCUCGGUGACGUCGCUGCCGGAAAGGAACAGACAUUUGGUACCCUCUUUGCGCGUACCAUGGCACAGAUUGGUGGUAAACUUCACUACGGCCAUCCUGAUUUCCUUAACGGCAUUUUUAUGACAACGCGAGGCGGCGUAUCAAAGGCGCAGAAGGGACUGCACUUGAAUGAGGAUAUUUUUGCGGGUAUGAAUGCACUUGUCCGUGGUGGACGCAUUAAGCACUGUGAAUACUACCAGUGUGGCAAGGGUCGCGAUCUUGGUUUUGGUUCCAUUCUUAAUUUCACCACCAAGAUUGGUACCGGCAUGGGAGAGCAAUGGCUCUCUCGAGAAUACUACUAUCUCGGUACUCAGCUCCCUCUCGACAGAUUCCUGUCCUUUUACUAUGCCCACGCCGGCUUCCACGUCAACAACAUGUUCAUCAUGCUGUCUGUCCAGUCAUUUAUGCUGACGCUGAUGUCCAUUGGUGCCCUUCGACAUGAAACAAUUCGCUGCGAUUACAACCCGCAGAAACCGAUCACAGACCCUCUCUACCCCACGAAGUGCUCCAAUACCGAUGAGUUGAUGGGCUGGAUUUACCGGUGCAUUAUCUCCAUUUUCUUCGUUUUCUUCAUCUCCUUCGUGCCCCUCAUCGUCCAGGAGCUGACAGAACGCGGUGUCUGGCGUGCGGCUCUGCGCUUCAUCAAGCAGUUCUGCUCCCUAUCCCCCUUUUUCGAAGUUUUUGUCUGCCAGAUUUAUGCCAACUCCGUCCAACAGGAUCUGGCAUUUGGCGGUGCACGAUAUAUCGGUACCGGCCGUGGUUUCGCAACAGCUCGUAUUCCUUUUGGCGUUUUGUACUCGCGGUUUGCUGGGCAGUCGAUCUACUUUGGUGCCAGAUUGCUAAUGAUGCUCCUGUUCGCGACGGCGACGGCAUGGCAGCCGGCUCUGACUUACUUCUGGAUCGUCUUGCUUGGUCUCAUUAUUUCUCCAUUCCUGUACAACCCUCAUCAGUUUGCUUGGACCGAUUUCUUUAUUGAUUACCGUGACUUCCUUCGUUGGCUGUCGCGAGGCAAUUCUCGCUCGCAUGCUUCUUCCUGGAUCGCAUUUUGCCGACUCUCCCGCACUCGCAUCACAGGUUACAAGCGCAAAGUCAUGGGCGAUGCUUCUGCCAAGAUGUCUGCCGACGUCCCUCGCGCUGCUGUGGCCAACAUUUUCCUCACUGAGAUCCUCACGCCGCUGCUACUUGCUGCCACUACAACUGUUGCUUACUUGUUCAUGAAUGCACAGACGGGCGUCACUACCGCCAACAAUCAGAACCCUUCGCCCGCCUUCGAAGUUGGACCUUCUGGCUCAUUGAUUCGAUUGGCAGUUGUUGCCUUUGCGCCUAUCGGCAUCAACGCUGGUGUUCUUGCAGCCAUGUUUGGUAUGGCGUGCUGCAUGGGACCAGUUCUGAACAUGUGUUGCAAGAAGUUUGGCCCCGUUCUCGCAGGUAUUGCCCACGGUGCGGCUGCAGUCUUCAUGAUUAUCUUCUUUGAAGUCAUGUAUGUUUUGGAAGGAUUCAACUUCGCCAGGGCCCUCUCUGGCAUAAUCGCCGCCAUGUGUAUCCAGCGGUUUGUUUUCAAACUCAUCGUGUCGCUGGCGUUGACGAGGGAGUUCAAAACUGAUCAGUCCAAUAUUGCGUUCUGGAACGGAAAAUGGUAUUCCAUGGGCUGGCACUCCAUUUCUCAACCGGCGCGAGAGUUUCUCUGCAAGAUUACGGAACUCAGCAUGUUCUCCGCCGAUUUCAUUUUGGGCCAUUGGAUUUUGUUCAUGAUGGCCCCCUUUGUCUUGACCCCACAGAUCGAUAAGAUCCAUUCCAUGAUGCUCUUCUGGUUGCUGCCUAGUCGUCAGAUUCGUCCCCCCAUCUAUUCCAUGAAGCAGUCAAAACUCCGUCGCAGACGCGUAAUCCGCUUUGCCAUACUGUACUUUGUUCUCUUCGUUCUUUUCCUUGCGUUGGUGGUUGCUCCCGGCGUCAUUGGCAAGAAGGUUCUCGGUGACAUGAUCUUCAAAGCCCUAUAUGAUCGCAAUGGAGGCCCGGCUGGCAUGUACCUUCUGCAGCCUUGGGGACUGGACCACAACAACACUGACGGCAAGACUGAGACUGGUACAAAAGCGGGUGGUGGUGAUGCAUCUGCGACAUCUACGGAUGGGUCUUCGAAACUGCGUCUCUUCUAA
Cordyceps fumosorosea ARSEF 2679 is the source of this 5829-nucleotide messenger RNA. RefSeq names its product 1,3-beta-glucan synthase component GLS1. Gene Ontology annotation, biological process: (1->3)-beta-D-glucan biosynthetic process; fungal-type cell wall polysaccharide biosynthetic process. Gene Ontology annotation, molecular function: 1,3-beta-D-glucan synthase activity. Lineage: Eukaryota; Fungi; Ascomycota; Sordariomycetes; Hypocreales; Cordycipitaceae. The coding region runs from base 1 to 5829 and encodes 1942 amino acids. The record is from RefSeq and is a predicted model, not a curated record. The transcript has 3 exons. Gene Ontology annotation, cellular component: plasma membrane; 1,3-beta-D-glucan synthase complex.